AUUAUCUUGUCAUUUCCAACUUAUUACUUUUCAGUACCUCUUCAUUUAACUCUCAUACUCCGCACAAGUCAAUCACCAAAAAAUGUGCACGGGAAGUAGACAUGUAUGAAAAAAGGUCCCUGGGGCUCAAGUGGUACAUGUUCAACUGUAGCUAUGUGAAAGCAAAACGUGAACAAGUUCACUGUAUGUCAGCGUUUUUGGAAUUGUUGAACAGUAAUUGUCCUUCUUUUCUGCUUCUUCUGUGGCUCUCAGGUCUGAAAUAUAACAGGAGAGUCUGUUGCAGUCAUUGUUGAAAUAAAAAAUGCCACCAAUCCAUCUGGAAAAGAAAUUGAUUGGAUCUUGACUUUAAAAGCUCCUGAGAACUGUUAUCAAGUGCAAAUGCAUUUGCUUUAUUGCGCUGACAUUUGACUACAGCAAUUUCUAUUACAAGCUCUUUGGUAGGAGAGCCACAGCACUUUCCUGCUCCUUUGCAAGAACUCCCAUUUGCAGGCUCAGUGUUUUCAGUGAGGGAGGCUGUCUGUGCUAUCCACAACAGAGAACAGGAAGGUUUUGUAGUGGUUACCCACAUAAGCACGUUGGUGAUCUGUAGAGGUACCUGCUUUCAUCCGGUUUCUGUCCCACACAGGUAUUUUUGACAAAAUUAGUUGUUUUUUUGGCACCAAGUAAUAAACAAUCACAGUCUGUCAUUGUUUUCACUCACAGCAAAAAUCACUGCGCUCUUCUCUCUCGCUUUCUUUCUCUCGCUCCCCCCCCUUCCCUUUUGUCCUCUCUUCACAGCAAGCCUGGCUCUUUGCAUCCUGCGCUCCAGGCUCAUUAACCAAAUACUCAUUAAUUUAUGUGGUGCAAUUAGUAUCACUGAUUACAGCAUCAGGUUGGGGUUGUAUAGAGGGCUGUAGAUGGGGAACAGAUUUAUCUUAGCAGACUAUCUGCACAUGAGCAUAGCCAGUGAUUUCAUCGUGAUCACACUGGUGCACUCCAUGAUGAUGCUUUUGACUUGGCACAGACAUAUUGCUGCUGCCGCUGCUGCUAACAGCCAACUGAACAUCUGUUGUUUUUUGCGUGUGAGAAGUAUCACAUACACAAUGAAAUAUACAUUAUUAUCCACCCCGUGGUCUGUGUUUACUGACUUCAAUCCAAACUAGACACUAUCAUGCACAUAUACUUUCCCGGAAAAACUCUGAGAGGAGCUGGUUCAUAAAUUUGUGUAACAAGGUCCAAUUAAGUGUAAUUCAGCUUUAAUUUCACCGUGUGACACAGCGAGACGUAAAGACAGAUACCUCCUCCCACCUCUGUGCCUCACUGCCUGCAGCAUCAGCAGCAGCAGCAGGAAUUCCCCUGUCACCUUAUACACAUGCGAGCGUUCCUCGCUGUUUUACAAAGAUCGGUUAGAAUGUUCAAACUUGUUCAAACUAUUCUCUCGCUCGUCUUUCUCAGUUUUCUUUCCGCGCUGUAGCAUUCACGGAUGAAUAAUGGAGCAGUUAAAAAAUUUAAGAGGGAGAACAGGUGUAAGAGUACCUCAUGGAGUUAUGGGAUAUGAUCUGUUUCAAGGCUGCCAGGUGUUCUGUAUCUUAACCAGUUGUAUUAGAGGACGACUGUGGCCAACAAAGGGGGGGGGGGCGUUCCCGUGGCAUUAAAUGUUACGCUGUACAGAGCCGUCAGGAUUUCAAGGCUGAGGUCAGAGAAGACACAGUUAAGCCUGAGCACUUAUGCUUGUAUUAAAGUAUUACACAAAGCCUGCAAAACAGCUGGUGAACAUAAACUACUCUCUGUUAUGAAAAAGUGUCUUCAAUUCAUUUUCCUGUUCUUGUUGUAAUAGGGUUGAAAAGCUUUUGUGAUUCCAAUCACUCGACAGUGUUUUCACCUGAGGAAGGGAGGGGAGAGGACAGAUCAUUGUUUAAAAUCACAUAUUAUCUCUCUCUGCUUUGGAGAAUACCAUCGUCUGAUUGGUCAGAGGCAGAUUAACAGUCAUUCAACAGUUGCAUGCAUGAGAGUCAGGGAGGAGGUAAUACUUACUCCUCACUCUCAGCUCACUUUCUCUGUUCAUUGGAAGAAGGCGUGCUGUCAGCUGCGAUAAGCUGUGAAGUAUGUCAACAGCCAGCUGGUGGGCAUAGACUGACUGGGGCUCAGGCUGGCUUUUUAGAGAGCAGCUAGCACAGACGGAGCAGAGCACAAAGACGCAGAUUUUUCAGGCUGGCUUGGUGAACCUGCACACUUGCUUUUUGUUUGUUUGUUUUUUUGUUUUCUCUGGCGCCAGUCAGCAGAGUGCGAGAGGAAAUAUGUUUGAGUGAAUCUUGACACUGGAUGUCAGGUCCCUCUGCUGAUUGGGUGUUUAUGUGCAGUAGCUCGUCUUUCAAAUGAGCACCCUGUGGGCGGAGCUAGCGAUGGGAACUACUACAUUACUGGAAUGUUUUGCUUGCUCUCGGCGAGUACGUUGGCUACCACGCCCUCUUCGCCUUGUGAGACCUUUUCAGCCAAUCCGCUGUUACCCUGAGACUGCGCCACCUCACUGCCAAUUCCCUCGCAUCAAUGGUCACUCGAAAUCAGAGCGCACUGCAAGGGACUCGGCCAUGGGUUACGACAGUGCCUCAGUAAUGAGCAGUGAGCUGGAGUCCAGCUCAUUUGUCGACAGUGAGGAAGAUGAGGAUGCUAGCAGGCUCAGUAGUUCCACAGAACAGAGUUCAUCUUCACAGCUGAUGCGCAGACACAAACGGCGCAGACGGAGGCACAAAGUGGCAAAGAUCGACCGGUCGUCAUCUUUCAGCAGUAUCACAGACUCCACGAUGAGCCUAAAUAUUAUCACAGUCACGCUAAACAUGGAAAAAUACAACUUCCUUGGUAUCAGUAUUGUCGGUCAGAGUAAUGACCGGGGGGACGGCGGUAUUUACAUCGGCUCUAUCAUGAAGGGAGGAGCUGUAGCUGCUGAUGGCAGAAUAGAACCUGGAGACAUGCUACUACAGGUGAAUGACGUCAACUUUGAGAACAUGAGCAAUGAUGACGCUGUGAGGAUCCUAAGAGAGAUUGUUUCCAAAACUGGUCCCAUUAGUCUUACUGUUGCCAAAUGUUGGGACCCAUCUCCCCGAAGCUACUUCACCAUCCCUCGUGCUGAGCCAGUGAGACCCAUUGAUCCUGCGGCCUGGAUUUCACACACCACAGCCCUAACGGCGCCUUACCCUCACUAUGAGUUUGAUGACUUGCCUCUGUCUGUAAGUAAAACAGAUAUGGCAACUAUUGUCAAAGUCAUGCAGUUACCUGAUUCUGGCCUAGAGAUUCGAGACAGGAUGUGGUUGAAGAUCACCAUUUCAAAUGCUGUUAUAGGUGCUGAUGUAGUGGACUGGCUGUACUCCAGAGUGGAAGGAUUCAAGGAUAGGCGUGAUGCGAGGAAGUACGCGAGCAGUCUGUUGAAGCAUGGUUACUUGAGACACACUGUCAAUAAGAUCACCUUCUCUGAACAGUGCUACUAUACCUUUGGGGACCUCUGCCAAAACAUGGCCUCACUCAAUUUGAAUGAAGGAUCCAGCGGUGGAGGUUCUGAGCAGGACACUUUGGCACCACUACCUCCCACUAGCAACCCCUGGCCUCUGGGCGGGCAGCCAUUCCCCUACCCUCCUUUCCCCACUGCACCCCCGAGCUUUCCGCCAGGAUACUCAGACCCAUGCCACAGUUUCCACAGUGGGAGCGCAGGCAGCCAACAUAGCGAGGGAAGCCGAAGCAGUGGAUCCAACCCCAGCGCAGGCAAAGGUAGACGCUCGUCCCCACAGGAAAAGGGUCAAAGGUCAACAUGCAGUGAAUCAGAGCCAGGAAUCCGCGGAGGGCGGCGUGGCGACAGAUCUGCCAGUCAAAUGAGCCAUCACAGCCACGCCAUCUCUAGCCAAAGUCACGCAAGGUCAAGUCUCAGCCACAGUCAUUCACACAGGAGCCACCCUGUCUCACAGAACAACCACCCCCCGUUCACCUACAGCCACGCCGCCUUUACUCAGCCAGGUCCAGGCUCCUGUGCCCAGAGCGAGCGAAGCCAUGCCUCUUCCUACGGCCCCCCAGGCUUGCCUCCCCCUUAUUGUCUGGCCCGUCUGGCCCCCAAGACCUCAUUCAACAGUAGCACGCCCCCUGGAGCCCCACCUGGGAGAGAGUUAGCAGCCGUUCCUCCUGAGCUCACCGCCAGUCGCCAGUCCUUCCAGCAUGCUAUGGGCAAUCCCUGUGAGUUCUUUGUUGACAUCAUGUGACAGAACAGUGCCUUUUAAACUCAGUGAGCACAAAACAGUUCUCCCUGAUCCCUUUCAACCCUGUUCUCCUUUUUCCUCUCAGUCUUUUGACCAUCUCUAAACUUCAGAAUGUAGACACUGACUGGCCCUCUCCACAGCCCCCUGCUGUCUGUCUGUCCCUCUGAUGUCCAAGCAAAGGAAUACAGGCAGCAAGAGCACAACAGGAGGAGUCCUCUCGCACACAAGCAGGGGUCCUCUGGCUGAAAACCCUCUUUUGUAUUGACGUGACGUGUACAGUUUGUGAAACGUGAGUGGUAUUCAGUGUACUGAUUUCUGUAAAGAUGCCAUGCAGACAUUUUUGGGAGUGUGUACUCUACCUAGGAUAUUUUCUGUUCUGCGCCUUUAAGCUGGCUGGGCCUGGAUCUCAAUCCCCCAGACCCAGGCCAAUAACUAUGGCCUAGGAAGCUUUUUCUGGGCAUAAAACUCGGACUGGAACACCUAACUCAUAUGUGUGUAUAAUGCUACAGUUUAGGACAUUACACCAAACCUCUGGCCCCACUCCCCUUAUGUCGAGGCGCUGCCACUGGCGUAUUUAAGCUCUUACCCGCCAACUACUAAUAACGCUAACCUUGAUCAGUUCACAAUCCGAGGAUUUCCUUAGCUUCAUAAGGGAGACCCUGUAGCCAGCCUUUAGUUUGACUAGGCUGCAUAUUGCAUGACUGUCUCAGCUGCUUUAAAGAAAACGUAUUCAUUCAUUUUGUUUAAAGUAUUACCGUUAUUGGGGGGAGGAGGUUACCUCUUUCCAAUGUUCUAAAGGAAGAAUCCAUACACUGGAAAAUUUUCGUGAUGUUAUUUAUGUGAUCAUUUUGCAUUGAUGGUGUCAUACUUUGUCUACUACGAAUGACUGACCGACAAUCAGGCAUCACUCUUUAUGAAACAGUGGCCAUUUCUCAAUGUCCUAGGUGUGCUUUGUCGAAUGUAUCAUUGUUUCUGUCAGCGAUUAAACCCUGACACCCAUAACACUUAGUUUAAACAUGUUUAAAGAUCAGCAGGAUUGCAAACUUUGGACACUCACCACAGCAAACUGUGAAAGCAAACUCAAAAAGGUUGAUUAGAUAAAGUAGUUUGACAAAAGCAUCAGGCUUGUCUCCUUCAGUUGUGGACUUUGUUGAAAAGUCAGUGUGUUAAAAGCCAAAGACUCACAUUGUUGUGUGGACAUGGCUCUUCAUA
Oreochromis niloticus (Nile tilapia) is the source of this 5429-nucleotide messenger RNA. It is a transcript of the gene dvl1a, whose product is annotated as dishevelled segment polarity protein 1a. The record is from RefSeq and is a predicted model, not a curated record. Lineage: Eukaryota; Metazoa; Chordata; Actinopteri; Cichliformes; Cichlidae. The transcript has 13 exons. The coding region runs from base 2355 to 4220 and encodes 621 amino acids. Gene Ontology annotation, cellular component: cytosol. Gene Ontology annotation, molecular function: frizzled binding. Gene Ontology annotation, biological process: canonical Wnt signaling pathway; intracellular signal transduction.